Molecule: messenger RNA, 933 nt
Organism: Arachis duranensis
Lineage: Eukaryota; Viridiplantae; Streptophyta; Magnoliopsida; Fabales; Fabaceae
Product: transcription repressor OFP14-like
Exons: 1
Coding region: 1-933 (310 amino acids)
Biological process (GO): negative regulation of DNA-templated transcription
Source: RefSeq, a predicted model, not a curated record
AUGCCCAAGAAGAUUAAAAAAUCUCUUAAACAUUACAUAUCCAAGAUCAAAAACACUUCUCACCCACAAAUUCAUUUAGUACCCUCUAAGAAAUGGGUUCUCUCAAGUUGCAAGCAUCCAAGGACACCUUCUUUUGCCUUGGAAAACAAGAAAAAAGACACCAACAAAGAUGAAGAAGCGACCCUAGCCGAUGUGGAUCGCUUUCUCUUCGAGAAUUUCAAGUCGCUUUAUCUAAAAGACGACGAUGAAGAAGCUACCACUGCCACUAUCACUGCCACCACAAUCGCCACAAAAAAUAAGGAGUGUAAUAAAUCUAAAAAGGUAGCGGAAGAAAAAAGCUAUGAUGAUGAACACAAAGAUAUAAAAGUAGGAUCUUCUCCUAUUUUUUAUGAUGACAUAAUUGAUCUACGUGGAUCUAAUAGAUUCUUUAUGCCACGUGCACUCUCAGAGUCAUAUUCGUUUAGGAAUACGACUCUGAGAGGUGAUGACGAUGAAAUUAUAUCAAAUUCAACUUCAGUAUCAACACAUAAUAAUUCGUCACCAUCUUCACAAUUAUAUCAUAGUGCAAAAACUUAUGUCCAAGGUCAUAAUCAUCACGAUCGUGAUUAUAGUGAACGUGAUCAUAGGCUUGUGGAUAACUGUGUGGCCGUGUUGGCAUCUUCGGAGAGCCCUUAUGAGGAUUUCAAGAAUUCCAUGCAAGGAAUGGUGGAUGCAAGGGUAAGGAACAACCAAAGGGUGGAUUGGGAUUUCAUGGAAGAGCUCUUGUUUUGUCAUAUAAAUUUGAAUGACAAGAAGUUGCACAAGUUCAUACUAAGUGCUUUUGUGGAGUUGGUCACUGCCUUGCGCCAGCAGCCGGAGAAUAAUCCUCCGGCAACGGCUGGGAAGCCACGGAGCGUUCGAACGGUGAGAAGUGGAAAUUUGGAUGGGAGGUAG